Molecule: messenger RNA, 626 nt
Organism: Bufo bufo (common toad)
Lineage: Eukaryota; Metazoa; Chordata; Amphibia; Anura; Bufonidae
Gene: TIMM10
Product: translocase of inner mitochondrial membrane 10
Exons: 3
Coding region: 200-472 (90 amino acids)
Biological process (GO): protein insertion into mitochondrial inner membrane
Cellular component (GO): mitochondrial inner membrane
Source: RefSeq, a predicted model, not a curated record
CACUUCCUAUGACAUCAUACCUGCCAGGAGCAACUCCAUUCUAGUCACUACCGUGUCGUCAGGGCUGCACCUGGUAAAGCGGCUUCGGUGGAAGCAGAAUAAUUCGUUGUGUGGUAUAAGAUUCACCGAGAGUGACGUCAGUGGUACACGAAGGGAUCCGGACUGGACAGUAGGAGUACUUAUUACAUAAAGCAAUAACAUGGACCCAUUAAGAGCCCAGCAAUUGGCAGCAGAACUUGAAGUAGAAAUGAUGGCAGAUAUGUACAACCGAAUGACUGGUGCUUGUCACAAAAAGUGUGUCCCCCCUCACUACAAGGAACCAGAGUUGUCCAAGGGAGAGAGUGUAUGCCUCGACCGCUGUGUCUCUAAAUAUCUUGAUAUCCAUGAACGAAUGGGCAAGAAACUUACAGAACUUUCAAUGCAAGAUGAAGAGUUGAUGAGGAAGAUACAGCAGGGUGUGGGACCUGCAUAGUAGCUUUUGACAUAGUUCACAAGUCUGCUUUGUGUAUGUUUAACUGUUCUAGUCUUUUCUAGUUGUACACAUUGUACAAUGUAUUUUAUUUUGCAUUCAUUUGUUGGUUUCAGGUACAGCAUUAGAAAACAAUAAAAUGUUCCUGUAACAUUAA